Molecule: messenger RNA, 1650 nt
Organism: Daucus carota subsp. sativus
Lineage: Eukaryota; Viridiplantae; Streptophyta; Magnoliopsida; Apiales; Apiaceae
Exons: 4
Coding region: 48-1325 (425 amino acids)
Source: RefSeq, a predicted model, not a curated record
AUACAUAAACAUUACAACACAUACUCACACUGCAUUUCACUCUUACAAUGACAACCCGAAGUCAUUCCCACCAGCUCAGCUCCGGGUUAUACGUCUCGGGUCGACCCGAACCACCUCUAAAAGAGCGUCAGACUCAGCCCACACUGAGUUCUCGGGCCGUGCCUUACACUGGCGGCGACGUCAAGAACUCCGGCGAGCUCGGCAAAAUGUUCGAUAUCGAGUCGUGUGGGCCCCAUUUGGUGCCACCCGUUUUGAAGCCGAGCAGGCUGGCAUCUUUCUCUAGGCAAAAAUCCGGGUCAGACUUAUCCGGGUCGGGUCGUGACCCGGGUCCGAAAACCUCGGGGCAGAUGGUCCAGGUCCUGCCAACCGGGUUACUGACAUCCGGACCUCUCGGGUCGAACCCGGGUCGGAGGUCCGGAAAACUUGACCCGGGUCCGGCAGCCGGGGUGGCGGUGAAGGCGGUUUAUGGGGCCGCGGUGACCAGUUUGAGUGGGGAGGAGGGGGUGGGGUUCAAGGUAUCGAAAGCGGCAAUGUGGGUUUUUCUGGUGCUUGUGGUGAUGGGAUUGGUGGUGGGAGUGUUCUUGAUGGUUGCAUUGAAAAAGGCCUUGAUUCUUGUCGUUUUUGUCGCGAUUUUGGUAGUGUUAAUGAUGCUUGUUCUGUGGAAUUUGGCAAUGAAGAGGAGAGGAUUGGUUGGGUUCUUGAGGAGGUGUGCUGAUUCUGAACUUAGAGGGGCUACUGAUGGACAGUAUGUCAAAGUUACUGGGGUUGUGACCUGUGGCAGUGUUCCGCUUGAGACAUCUUUCCAGAAGAUAUCAAGAUGUGUAUAUGUUUCGACGGAAUUGUUGGAAUACAGAGGAUUGAGUGGAAAACCGGCUAAUUCUAAACACCGUUUCUUUUCUUGGGGAUGCAGAAGCGCUGAGAGACAUGUUGCCGAUUUUUACAUAUCGGACUUCCAAACUGGGUUAAGAGUUAUAGUCAAAGCAGGCCAUGGAGCGAAAGUUGCCCCGUUUGUCAGACCAACUACAGUGAUUGAUGUAACGAAAGCAAACAAAGACUUAUCUCCGAGCUUUUUGAGCUGGCUUGCUGAUCGCAACCUCUCAAGCGAUGAUCGUGUAAUGCGGCUCAAAGAAAGCUAUAUCAAAGAAGGGAGUACAGUCAGUGUGAUGGGAGUUGUUCGACGACAUGAUAAUGUCCUUAUGAUUGUCCCGCCAGCAGAACCUACUUCAACAGGUUGUCAGUGGACUCAUUGCCUUCUUCCAACCUGCAUUGAAGGCCUUGUUUUGAUGUGCGAUGAAAAUCAGAAUGCUGAUGUGAUACCUGUGUAGAAAUAUGGAUAAAACUUACAAGAGUGUAUCGCCUACGGACGAAGAGCUGAAGACACAAGUUGGACGGUUUCACUGGUUUGUGAUUCAAAAGAUUUCGAAGCUAGAAAGCAUAAACAUAUCAAUUCUGCUACUCUGUAUCUCUCUUUUGAAUCUCUGGCAGAGUAUAUGUACAUAACUUGUAAUCUGUAAAUUCAGCCAUAUACGUCCAGAUAGCAAUACUCCUGCCUGAUUUAGUCGAAAAGCUCAAAGUUCAAAAGACAAUGUACAUUAUGCUAUCCCCAGCUUUUGUAUAUCUGCAUCAUACAUCUAAAGAAAAGUUAUUACA